This is a messenger RNA of Dictyostelium purpureum, 2088 nucleotides long. RefSeq lists its product as uncharacterized. The record is from RefSeq and is a predicted model, not a curated record. NCBI's taxonomy places the organism in Eukaryota, Evosea, Eumycetozoa, Dictyosteliales, Dictyosteliaceae. Bases 1 to 2088 code for a protein of 695 amino acids. The transcript is spliced from 2 exons.
AUGUCAUCAAUUAAACAAUUGGAAGAUAUUAUUUACGAAGUUAAUAAAAUUAAUAAAUCUUUAUUAGACGACUUGUUAACAUUAAAAGAAGAUAAAAAGCUUACCAAUAACCAAUUAAAUGCGGCUCUAACUGCAAAAGAAAAAGCAGAAUCAAAAUAUGAAAGAGCUAAAAAGGAUUUAGAUACACAUAAAAAGAGGUCUGAAGAUUUCGAAGCCAAGCUAAGCGAAAUAGAAAUAGAAUAUAAAAAAAUUGAAGAAGAAUUUGAAAAACUAAAGAUCGAAAAUAAACAACAAAAAGAGACCAUCGAAAACGAUAAAAAUCAAAUCAAUACAGUUAUUAAAGAGAAUCAAGAACUAAGAGAAAAGAUAGAAACGAAUGAACUCCAUAACCAAGAUAUAGUGGAUAAAGAUAAAGCAAUAGAAAGACUUGGGGAUGAACUUAAAACAUUACAAAAUAAACUAACUGUAUUAGAAAACCAAAAGAGUAAAUUUGAUUCCAUUAAAUCUGAAGAACAUAAAAAAAGAAUAGAAGCAGAGCAAUAUAGUGUUGGUCUAGAGAAGAGAGCGUCCGAACUUGAGGAAAAACUAUCAUCAUUAGAAGAUACCAUUGCAGAUUAUCAAAAGAUUCAAAAACAACUAAAAGAGCUAAAAGAGAAGCACGAAAAAUUAGAGAAUGAAAAUAAAGAAUUACAAUUAAAGUAUAGCAAUAAAAAUGAAAAAGAAGAAAGCGAUCGAAAUACCAUGAAAUCAAUAGAACAAGAACUUGAUGAUUAUAAGACAAUGUUUCAAAAUGAACAGCAAACACGUGAAAAAAUAGAAGAAGAGGCAAUGGCAAUCAAAUCGCAUCAAAAGAAAUUAGAAGAUCAACUAAAACAGGAGAAAGCCAAAGUAAUGGAUUUAGAUGAUUUAAAAUCACAAUAUCAAGAAGAAAAGAAAUUAUUAAAACAAACUAUAGAAUCCAUCCAAAGCGAUUAUCAAAAAGAAAAGGACAAAUUGCAAAAUGAACUAGUUGAAAAGGAAAAACUACAAUUAGAACUAAACCAUAAAACACAAAAAGAAAAUGAUUAUGAAACUAGAAUUAAAGAAUUAACGGAAUCUCUACAGCAAUCAAAAUCAUCUUUGGGUCAAUUAAAUAUCGAAUCACUACAACAAAUUUUAUUAAACUUUAACAACAAACAAAAAGUCAAUAAUAGUGAAAAACAAUCAUCAGGACAAGAUGAAAAUAACAAUACAAACAGUGAUGACAUUAGCGAUAUUAGUUCAACUGCAUCAGAUUCUAAUAAUAAUACUACAGCAACACCAAAUAAUAUAAUAGAUGAAAAUAUAUUAAAAGAGUACUUAGAAGACAUUAUAUCAAAAUCACAAAAGAAUCAUGAACUUUUAGAAAAGAUCCAAGAUGAAAGAAAGAAACUCCACGAAGAAAAACAAUUAUUUGAAGAAGAUAGAUUAAAUUUUAAAUCUGAACAAUUAAAUAAUUUAAAUAAUCAGAUUGACAACAGUAAAAAAAACAAACAUAAAAAAAUAAAUAGUAGUAUAGAUAAUAGUAAUGCAAAUCACGAACAACAAGGUGGUGCAACAUCAUUGACAGCUGCAGUUCUUCAAUCACCAGUUAAAUCAUUUUCAUCAUUCUUUAAAUCAAACAAAAACUCGUCAGAUCUUAAUGGAUCAGAUCACCAUAGUGAAAACUCAAGUGGUUUACAAAGUCCCAUUUCAAUAUCUAAUAAUCAUGAAGGUGCAACCUCACCAACAUCAGCAACUAACCAUUUAGCGGCCACACCUCCAUUAAAUAUUUCAGAUGAUGAAAGAAAAGAAAAACUAUUCCAACUUUAUCAAUCACUUUUGGUAGACUGUAAUACACUUUUGUAUUCUAAACAGGAUCAAUUGGUAGAUUUCGAAAAAGGAGGAUUCAUGAAAAAAUUCCAAGUUAGUAAUAUUAAAAACUCAAUCUCAAGAAUUGAACCAAUACAAGAAAAAAUUAAAAAAACUUUAAAACUAGUUGAUUCAAAACCCACUAUUACUUUAGAUGAAGAUACAGAACAUAGAAUCCUAUUUAAAAUUUUACAAACCGAUUUAGAUAAUGAAAAAUAA